AGAAGAUUGGGUGUAAUAACCAUUUUUGCACUUAUAUGACCAAAUUUGCAAACGGAUCAAUUUUAUGGACCAAAUUUGCAUUUUACUCCGGUUUAUUCAUACUGCAAACCAGUCGGAAUCUGAUCUAUCAAUUCAGGGAUAGAUUAGUCAUUCCAUUACAGUUUUCCCAAUUCUCAAACCCUUGCGUGAACCCAAUUUUCUGGUUGCCGCUCUCAAAAGGCAUAGGAGUCGAAUUAAAUCGACUGAUAUCCUGUUACGAUGGCGAAGCGAGAGCUAUCCACUACUUUGAAGAACUUGAAGUUUAUGCAAAGGGCAGCUCAGAAAGAUGACAAGUCCAAGAAAGAAGAAGAGGUCUUACCUGCUGGAGAUUUCGCUUCCUCUGGCGCUGUUAGUGCUGUUAAAAGAUGUGUUGUCGUAGUUGAAGGUGAUCCUCAUCCUGGGGUGUGUAGAGGGCGCAUGUCAUUUUUAAGUUUUAACCCAUCCAUUGAUAAACUCAAUGAUGUAGCCUCUGACUCUGCUGCUACAAGUUCUGAUAGACAAAAUGAAGCAACAUCAAUAAGAGAAAAUGGGGCAAUAAAAUAUAGAUCUGAAAAUGUGGAAUUGGAUGCAUCAAGCGGAGCUGGAAAUGGUGAUUAUAAGAGGAAGCAAGGUGGCGUUGCCUUGGAAGCACAGUAUCCAAAUAAGUCGAGAAAGAAUUAUGAUGACAACCAAGAUUCAACACCAAAUAGUAGCAGUUCUCAGAAACAACAUAAGCGUGAAAAAUUAGAUUGGAGUGUGCUUCGUCCUCCAAAAUAUGAGACCAAAAAGAGGUAAUUGUUUCAGGAGACUUCCAAUUCUGCAUCAAUUCACCCACUGUAUGCUAAAAUUGUUGCUCAUGAUAUUUUCUAGAGUUGUUUGGCCCAUAGAGUUGCCUGAUCACAGUCAAUUUUGUAUUUGAUUUUCACAUUGUAUUAGAUGACCAAUCCUCUAUAAUUUAGACAACUUAAUGCUAUUAACAUCUUAAAUCUUAAUGAUGUCGCUGUUAGUUAUUUACUCUUACAUUUAAAGAUUUUGUAGUGCCUUGCAAUCAAUGUGGAGUUCAUUGCAGUCAGUAA
Striga asiatica is the source of this 1094-nucleotide messenger RNA. The record is from the annotation of a GenBank genome assembly. NCBI's taxonomy places the organism in Eukaryota, Viridiplantae, Streptophyta, Magnoliopsida, Lamiales, Orobanchaceae.